AUGGCUUGGGCUUUUGCAGUGGCGCGGGUGGCCCAUGAGCCUUUGUUUUCAGAGCUCUCCGAUUUCAUGGCGCAGCACGCGAGCGUGUUUGAGGCCCAGUAUGUGGCAAACUUCGCAUGGGCAUAUGCUACUCUGGACAUCGCAGAUGCAUCGGCUUGGAAAGCUGUGGCCCGUGAGUGCAAGGGUGGCAGGUUGUGGCGUUAUCGACCCGACGAGCUGUGUGCGGUCUGCUGGGGAUUUGCGAAAAUCCGCUGGGAGGAUGAGGAGCUCAUCGGUGACAUGGCCCAAGUCGCAUCUCACAGGAUAUCCGAAUUAGACACGCACUCCCUGAUCAAUCUGCUCUCCGCAUUUGUCGUGCUGCGUGACCAUCAAGGCGAGGCCGGUGCUUCUGAGUUACAUGUGGAAAGUAGUCCCUCGCCCUAA
Molecule: messenger RNA, 423 nt
Organism: Symbiodinium sp. CCMP2592
Lineage: Eukaryota; Dinophyceae; Suessiales; Symbiodiniaceae
Source: the annotation of a GenBank genome assembly